This is a messenger RNA of Fragaria vesca subsp. vesca, 2463 nucleotides long. Its product is annotated as pentatricopeptide repeat-containing protein At1g10270-like. NCBI's taxonomy places the organism in Eukaryota, Viridiplantae, Streptophyta, Magnoliopsida, Rosales, Rosaceae. Gene Ontology annotation, molecular function: protein binding. The transcript is spliced from 2 exons. The record is from RefSeq and is a predicted model, not a curated record. Gene Ontology annotation, cellular component: chloroplast. Bases 1 to 1836 code for a protein of 611 amino acids.
AUGUCGCUGUACCGCCUGCUCCUCCGCUCUCUCCGCCGCCCAACCGCCGCCCCUCAAUCCCUAACCUCUCUCACCCUCCAAAACCCUAUCUCCUCACAUCCCCACCAUCUCACCACCUCCCGCUCCUUCGCCUAUUCCACCGCCGAAGAAGCCGCUGCCGAGCGCCGCCGCCGCAAGCGCCGUCUCCGCAUCGAGCCCCCACUCCACGCUCUCCGUCGCGACUCCGGCCCGCCGCCUCCACGCGACCCCAACGCGCCCCGCCUCCCCGACUCCACCUCCGCCCUUGUCGGCCCUCGCCUCAACCUCCACAACCGCGUCCAGUCCCUCAUACGCGCUGGCGACCUCGAUGCCGCCUCCGCCGUGGCGCGUCACUCCGUCUUCUCCAACACGCGCCCCACCGUGUUCACCUGCAAUGCCAUCAUCGCGGCCAUGUACCGCGGCAAGAGGUACAAUGACGCUAUUGCCCUCUUCCACUUCUUCUUCAGCCAAUCCAACAUUGUUCCCAACAUUGUCUCUUAUAAUAAUUUGAUUAACACUCAUUGUGAUGAGGGCCGUGUCGAUGUGGGUCUUGAGAUUUACCGGCACAUCAUUGCCACUGCUCCCUUUAGUCCCUCGCCCGUGACGUACCGUCAUUUGACUAAAGGGUUGAUUGAUGCCGGUAGGAUAGGUGAUGCGGUUGACUUGUUGAGGGAGAUGUUGAAUAAGGGGCAUGGUGCCGAUUCUUUGGUUUUCAAUAAUUUGAUUAAAGGGUUCUUGGAUUUGGAGAAUUUGGACAAGGCCAAUGAGCUUUUCGACGAGCUCAAAGAGAGGUGUUUGGUGUAUGAUGGGGUUGUCAAUGCCACUUUUAUGGAUUGGUUCUUCAAUAAGGGGCAAGAGAAGGAGGCCAUGGAUUCGUAUAGGUCCUUGCUUGAUAGGCAGUUUAGGAUGAUCCCAGCUACCUGCAAUGUUCUAUUGGAAGUGCUGCUUAAGCAUGACAAGAAGAAGGAGGCAUGGGCUUUAUUCGAACAAAUGCUGGAUAAUCACACCCCGCCCAAUUUCCAGGCUGUGAAUUCCGAGACUUUUAACAUAAUGGUCAACGAAUGUUUUAAACUUGGGAAGUUUGCUGAGGCAUUCGACACCUUUAAGAAGGUGGGAACAAAUGUGAAGUCAAAGCCUUUCUCCAUGGAUGUUGCGGGAUAUAAUAAUAUCAUUGCUAGGUAUUGUGAGAAUGGGAUGUUAUCGGAGGCUGAUGCACUAUUUACAGAAUUGUCAUCAAAGUCGCUGACCCCAGACGUAACAACUCACAGGACUCUGAUUGAUGCAUAUUUGAAUGUGGAGAGGAUAGAUGAUGCUCUUAUGAUAUUUAACAGAAUGGUGGAUGUUGGUUUGCGAGUGGUUGCUACUUUUGGUAACAGGGUGUUUACUGAGUUGAUCAAGAAUGGGAAAGCAGUGGAAUGUGCCAAAAUUUUGAAGAAAAUGGGAGAGAAAGAUCCUAAACCAGAUGCCAGUUGCUAUGACAUUGUGAUCAGGGGGCUUUCCACCGAAGGUGAACUUGACUCAAGCCUUGAUUUACUGGCCGAAAUGUUGAGAUAUGGCAUUGGCGUUCCUCCUGCACUGAAGCAAUUUGUGUAUGAGACUUUUGAAAAAGCCGGGCGUGGUGGACAGGUCGAGAGAACAUUAACUGAGACUAGGUUCACACCAACUCCUAGAAUGGCACAACCACGGCAAUUUCCACCCAUAAGAUCACCUCAAAUGUCAGGACCGCAGGAAUCACCGCCAGGAACCUAUAUGGCAGGACAUGGUCACCCAUCAUCAGCUCCCUCUCAAAUGGCUGGACCAUAUCAGCCACCAUCUUGACCAGCUCAUGGGUCUGUAUCACACCAUUCCCCAUCAGAAUCAGGAACCCCUCAAAUGACAGAAGAUGUAGCAACUGCUUGAUUCAUAGGUAGCUGAGAUCUUGAAGCUGAUAAGAAGAGAAGUGCAGCAAUGAUCUAUCCUUUGUCUUUGGUAAAGUUUACAUGUCAACAACAAACAUGCCAAUCAACUUUGUUGUUUUAGUAUGCUCAAGCUUGUACUUUGCUUGAUGUGGUGUAUGUGAUUUGGGUCAACAGAAGCUGAUUCUUUUUGGUUGGGGUUUGAUUACUAAAGUUACUGGCUUUAUUUUUGAUGGUGAGGGACUGAAGUAUUACUAGUUUCUGAUUAAUGAAAUUGAAUUACAAUGUUUCCCGUUAAGCAUUAGAUUCACUUCACUGGGGCUAUCAAAUGCAUGCUGCAUUUAGUUACUAUCUAAUUGCACCCAAACAAAAUGUGUUUGUGAUAUGUUCAAGGUCUGGUGGAAUUGAUUUUAUUGAGAUCACGGUGAAAUUCGAAAUGGAAACAAAUGGAGGAGGCUGUUGUGCAUCUAGACAGGAAAUUGUUUUUCCAGAGUUUUAGACUUUAGCUGCAUUAAUUGAGACCAUGCUUAGUUUUGAUUUAGUUUUGAAU